Mesorhabditis belari is the source of this 534-nucleotide messenger RNA. The record is from the annotation of a GenBank genome assembly. Lineage: Eukaryota; Metazoa; Nematoda; Chromadorea; Rhabditida; Rhabditidae.
AUGUGUGGACAUGGAUUGCCGUAUAAUAUUCAACUUGCUCGUGUCUUGUCCUCGCUGGCCACUUAUCCACACCCGAUUCUAGUCACUUUUCUAUUCAAUUACAACGACAAUUUGGAUACAAAGGAGCCACGUUUGAUAGAGAUUCUCGAGUCUUUGAAAGAAAGAUUAGAUGCUUAUACGCAAACAGUUGAAGGAGUCGACGUUUUUGUUGGACGAGCAGUUCGGCAAUUGAAUAGUCGAGCUGGUAGAAUGGGGCGUCAGGAGUUUUCUUCAUAUUCUCGUCUUGUGGAGAGUCCACGUGAUGAGCCGAAUCUUGCAAAAGGAAGACAAUUCGGUGGAUCGGCGAGAAGAAAUUAUUAUAGAUAUCACUCUCAUAAAGUGGUCGAAUCAAGAGAGGCGGCCCGAGUGGACGAAACAACAAAAUGCGUUGUUCACUCGGCAAUCGUCAUGGCUCACUUGGUGCAACAGUUGGCGGGAAUUGUUCUCUCGCAUCCGAUCACCGUUCUUCAUCACUAUCAUCAUCAACCCAACAAC